Messenger RNA from Chenopodium quinoa (quinoa), 849 nucleotides. RefSeq lists its product as uncharacterized. NCBI's taxonomy places the organism in Eukaryota, Viridiplantae, Streptophyta, Magnoliopsida, Caryophyllales, Amaranthaceae. The coding region runs from base 1 to 849 and encodes 282 amino acids. The record is from RefSeq and is a predicted model, not a curated record. The transcript has a single exon.
AUGCCUACAUAUGAAAUUUUUUUGAAGGAUCUUUUAUCCAACAAGAGUAGGCUUGAAGAGAGUGCAACCAUCUCCCUUCCUAAGGAGGUGAGUGCAAUCAUUCAAAACAAGCUCCCUCAAAAGCUUGGUGACCCCGGUAGCUAUGCAAUACCGGUGAAGAUUGGAGACUUAGAGGCUAUGGAUGCUUUAUGUGAUCUUGGGGCAAGUGUGAGUUUGAUGCCCUAUUCUAUUGCUAAGAGUUUGAAAGUGGGAGACUUGAAGCCAACAAGGAUGUCCUUACAAUUGGACGACCGCACGGUUAGGCUACCUUUGGGAAUUCUUGAAGAUGUACCGGUUCAAGUUGGAAGAGUAUUUGUGCCAUGUGAUUUUGUGGUAAUGGAAAUGGAAGAAGAUACUACGGUGCCCCUAAUCUUGGGAAGACCGUUUUUGAACACCGCGGGUGUUGUGAUUGAUAUGAAGCAAGGAAGAUUGACCUUGAAUGUGGGAGAUGAGAAAAUAUCAUUCUCAUUUCCACAAACAUUGAAAAAUCCAUUGUAUGAUGAAGUUCAUAGAGUUGAUACAUUGGAAAGGGACUUAGAGAAGUCCCAAGAAAAUUUGUUUGAAGGAGAUCCUUUACAAGCUAUCCUAACGGGAGGCUUAGUUGAGGAAGGUGAAGAAACGAGGGGGUAUGAUCUUUUGCUCAACCAACCUUUAGUCUACAACGAAAAGAAAGUGGAAGUGCUUAAUGUGGAGUUAAAAGAGGAGAGAACUAUGCCUCCUCACAAGGUUGAACUUAAACCCCUUCCUCCUUUACUUAAAUAUGCUUUUCUUGAUGAUAGUGAGAGUUAUCCCGUUAUUGUCAAUGAUUAA